GGGGUCGUCGAUCCCAAUGGCAGUUCUGGACUGCGACGACGCUUGGACGGCGUGUUGAGGAGGACGUCCAGUCUCCAGCCAGUCAGUCACAGGCCAAACAUGUUCUCACCAGAGAAAAAGAACUCACGACCAUUCCGGUACACACCGAUUCGACAAACAUCCAUUUCUUGGCUCGUUGAAAUCCCGAUACGUCGACACAACACUCACCUCUCUGUUUCGCAAGAACAUCGAGCUCGACGACACUGGCUUACGUUCUGCACACCGCAAAGCGAUCGCCAUAUAUUGAUAAAGAUCCGCCCUUGUGUUGUGUUGGUUGCGAUCGCUUCGUCAUGGAGUCCUCCCUGCGCUCACCAGCCUCACCACGUCGCAUGAACGUAUCCUCGAUCAAUCGUCCAAUCCACUUUGCGUCUGGCUAUUUCCAGGGACAAACUAUCCGUGCGGAGUUGAAGGAGAUUCAAAAAGCUGAUCUGGGCAGAAAGUAUGCAAGGGUGGAUCGAAGGCCUCUUGAUCCGCCUCCUGUCGUCCAGCUCAAGUUAUACCAGGUGUUUAACUAUGGUACUGAGUCCCAAUAUGAAAAGGAGUUAUGUGAUUACUCGGAAGUCCAGACACUCGGUCUGCUGUGUUGUGUGGACCUAUUCCCCGUGCGUGCCCCAGAAUCCGCACAGGUUUCAGGGCGCGAACCACGUCAGCUCUCGCGUUUCACGGGUAGCCUGGACCUUCCUCAAUGCUCAUCGUCUUGCACACCAAACUACCACCGGUACCCGCGUUAUGAUGCGAAUCCACAUACUACAUCAACACUGAACCAGAGUGGCUCGCAUGAAAACAUGCCUGCGCUGCUGUCCUCCGUAACUCCCACAAACCUCGGCAGCUCCGUCACGGAAGAGAUGAAGUGUACCACUUCCCUGUCAGGCGCGAUGUUUGUCCAGCCUACUGUAAUUGACUACGACGGCCGAAGAGCACUUCUUUUUGCUUUUUCAGACCUUGCCGUUAAAGUCGAGGGUUACUUCUUCCUUCGGUAUCGUUGCUUCGACCUAUUCUCACGUAUAUCCGGCCAAGAGGAAGUACCCAUUCAAGGCGAAUGCUACGGUGGGCAGUUCAGGAUUUACUCUACAAAGGAGUUCCCUGGACUUCAACCUUCGACGGAACUUACCAAGCAACUCGCUAGAUACGGUGUCAGAUUGAACACCCGCGAAACCGAGAGAAAACGCAAGAGAAAAUCACCUCCCUCCGCCUCGGGGAGUGUGCCCGUGAAGGGAAAAGAAAGGGAGACUGAAAGCGAUAGCGACUACGAGUAAAACUGCGCUUUCUCUCCACUCGGAUUCCUCUGCAACGGGACGUUCCAGCGUAGUGCAUACCAGUUUACCUAUUCGGCAGCGGGGAGCGCUUUGUGCAUGGGUUUAUCUAUGUUAUUUUCCCUCGAUUUAGGUUGGGACUGGUGGUGGUUGGAGGUUGUAAGCUGGGUAGAGGUUGCGGUACAUAUGUCAGUCGUAGUGUACGUUAUGCAGGGGUUGCUGAUUACAUAAGCGAG
Messenger RNA from Pisolithus orientalis, 1528 nucleotides. Its product is annotated as velvet factor-domain-containing protein. The record is from RefSeq and is a predicted model, not a curated record. The transcript has 5 exons. NCBI's taxonomy places the organism in Eukaryota, Fungi, Basidiomycota, Agaricomycetes, Boletales, Pisolithaceae. Bases 330 to 1295 code for a protein of 321 amino acids.